Molecule: messenger RNA, 447 nt
Organism: Phytophthora nicotianae INRA-310
Lineage: Eukaryota; Oomycota; Peronosporomycetes; Peronosporales; Peronosporaceae
Exons: 1
Coding region: 1-447 (148 amino acids)
Molecular function (GO): GTPase activity; GTP binding
Source: RefSeq, a predicted model, not a curated record
AUGUGGCCGUCGUACUUCGAGUCCUGUCACUUUUGGCUUUUCCUGGUCGACGCCAGCAACGCCACUCAGUUAGCAGCCGCAGCAAUCGAGUUCUUUUCCAUCCUGAGUGUAGACGAAAUGAAGUACAAGCCCAAGCUAUUGGUGAUCAACCAGAUCGAUGCCAGCUUUGUGAUCGACGACACUAUUUUACAGACGUAUCUAUGUCUUGACCGCCUGAUGAGUGAACCAGAUAGCGGCCCGAUACAGAUCAUCAAAGCCAGUGCGCUAACGGGGGAGAACGUCGCACAGAUCCUCAAGUGGCUUAGCCACGCUGCGAGUAGUGGUCUCUUUUCAGGAAACAAUCCUAGCAUUGGACUUACUGGGCUCAGUGGGUUUAGCGGUCGUUAUCGGACGGUUGGACGGCAGAACUCGGCUAGCGAUAUGCGCGUACAUCCCGUAGCGGAGUAG